GGUGGAUGCCACGCGGCACAAAAGAUUCUCCUUUAAGGAUGACUAGGCGCCACGUGUUCCGGGCAUUGUCUUCAUCUGAGCAGCGCCAAGGCGGCCUGGCGGCUUGGAAGCGCGAGAGAGAGAUCCCAUCGCGGAGAUAUCUCGAAUUUCUUGCAGGAUCGGUGUCUGAGGUAGCUAGAAUCGGUGGAUUGAGCGCCAUCAAGCGCGAUCGAGGCGAGAAAACUGGGCAAAAUUUCCAGCAACAGUGUUUGCGGCCUAGGGUUGGGAAAUGUCCACAAGCGGGGGCGAUGGAGAACCCAAGCUUGUUAUUCCACCUUACAUGGUCGCCGAAGCCAUGUCUUCUCUCCACGGGCUGGAUCUAAGGUGGUCAAGUCCGAUCACUCCCACGGAGAUGCAAUACGUGGAGCAAUAUGUAAAGGCCCGGUAUCCAGAGUUUUU
Selaginella moellendorffii is the source of this 438-nucleotide messenger RNA. RefSeq lists its product as uncharacterized. The record is from RefSeq and is a predicted model, not a curated record. NCBI's taxonomy places the organism in Eukaryota, Viridiplantae, Streptophyta, Lycopodiopsida, Selaginellales, Selaginellaceae. Bases 6 to 362 code for a protein of 118 amino acids. The transcript has 2 exons.